Messenger RNA from Aspergillus heteromorphus CBS 117.55, 878 nucleotides. RefSeq names its product tubulin-binding prefolding complex subunit YKE2. The coding region runs from base 71 to 442 and encodes 123 amino acids. The transcript is spliced from 4 exons. The record is from RefSeq and is a predicted model, not a curated record. Gene Ontology annotation, cellular component: prefoldin complex; cytoplasm. Gene Ontology annotation, biological process: protein folding; chaperone-mediated protein complex assembly. Lineage: Eukaryota; Fungi; Ascomycota; Eurotiomycetes; Eurotiales; Aspergillaceae. Gene Ontology annotation, molecular function: protein-folding chaperone binding.
CCGACGACCAUCACUGCUCCCUCCUCCUCCUCUACCACCAUCGAUAUUUCCUUCUUGACCCCACGGCAUCAUGGCGGACGCACAGAAGCAGAUGCAGGCUAUGACGGAGGAGUUCCAGGCAUUGCAGACUGAACUCGACGGCCUCGUUGAAGCGCGCCAGAAGCUCGAGUCGCAAGAACAAGAAAACCUGGGUGUUCAGAAGGAAUUCGACUCGUUGGAUGACGAUGCCAACAUCUUCAAGCAGAUCGGGCCGGUCCUGUUGAAGCAGGACAAGAAGGAAGCCAUCAUGGCCGUGAAAGGACGUCUCGAGUUCAUUGAGAAGGAGAUCAAGCGAAUCGAAGGACAGAUUGAGGAGAACCAGAACAAGUCGGACGAGAAGCGGGCUCAGAUUGUUCAGUUCCAGACCCAGGUCCAGCAACAAGCGGCGGCUGCUUCUGCUUGAGAUUAGACGGACGCUUUACUCCGAUUCGUACCGUUGAUAGAUGUCGGUGCCUUAUAUCUCCAGAUUAGGAUGGAAAUGUCGACUGGCUCGGUGCUAGCGGGGUCGAAAGAAGCCAGUACCAGAUGGGUACGCAAGUGACAAUGGACGUCCCCAGGCAAUCAUGCAAGAGGCCACAUGGGAAGAGUGGCACCUUAAGAUGGAGGGGCUAUUCAUGAGGCUUUUGGGCCUGCACAGCAGGAUUGUGGGAUUUUUAGAUACCCUUGUUAGUGGCUGUUACGAAUUAUUCAUAUGGUCAUACUGAGGUCAUGUAGCCAAUUGGGCCGCCUAUCAUGGUGGCCUCUGCAGUGUGAUUUCCCUAUCUCAACAGGACGAGAAUGGAUGCGUCCCAAAGAAGCUUCACGACACAGUGAAUCUACGUUUGUACAGGAGAUCAGAG